Molecule: messenger RNA, 823 nt
Organism: Acomys russatus (golden spiny mouse)
Lineage: Eukaryota; Metazoa; Chordata; Mammalia; Rodentia; Muridae
Gene: Rnf185
Product: ring finger protein 185
Exons: 7
Coding region: 102-680 (192 amino acids)
Biological process (GO): ubiquitin-dependent protein catabolic process
Cellular component (GO): endoplasmic reticulum
Molecular function (GO): ubiquitin protein ligase activity; ubiquitin-like protein conjugating enzyme binding; metal ion binding
Source: RefSeq, a predicted model, not a curated record
CUGUGGGACAGAGGAACCAACUGGCAGCGUCGCUGGCGCUCGUUCUACGGGGGCAGGAUUGUCUUGAAAAUCUUCACUGAAAGCCUUGCUGGCAGGCAACAAUGGCAAGUAAGGGGCCCUCGGCCUCCGCAUCCACUGAGAAUUCCAGUGCAGGGGGCCCGAGUGGCAGCAGCAAUGGCACUGGUGAGAGUGGAGGGCAGGACAGCACCUUUGAGUGCAACAUAUGCCUGGACACAGCCAAGGACGCUGUCAUCAGCCUAUGUGGCCACCUCUUCUGUUGGCCGUGUUUACAUCAGUGGUUGGAGACCAGACCUAACAGACAAGUAUGUCCAGUUUGUAAAGCUGGCAUCAGCCGGGACAAGGUCAUCCCACUCUAUGGCAGAGGCAGCACCGGGCAGCAGGAUCCCAGAGAGAAGACUCCUCCUCGUCCUCAAGGCCAGAGGCCAGAGCCGGAAAACAGAGGGGGAUUUCAAGGAUUUGGAUUUGGAGAUGGUGGCUUCCAAAUGUCUUUUGGAAUUGGAGCAUUUCCAUUUGGGAUAUUUGCCACAGCAUUUAACAUAAAUGACGGACGGCCUCCUCCAGCUGUCCCUGGGACACCCCAGUACGUGGAUGAACAGUUCCUGUCACGUCUCUUCCUGUUUGUAGCCCUGGUGAUCAUGUUCUGGCUCCUGAUCGCCUAAUACAGGAUCCUGUUCGCGUCUACAGCAGCACCUCUGGACUGGUGAUAUGCCACACCCACUCCUGUGUUUGAUUUGUUUAAUCUUGACCCCUGGGAUCAAGGGUCAGAAACACACCAAGGAGUCUUACUUCUCCAUCAGAGCUU